This is a messenger RNA of Scleropages formosus (Asian bonytongue), 1195 nucleotides long. It is a transcript of the gene triap1, whose product is annotated as TP53 regulated inhibitor of apoptosis 1. The record is from RefSeq and is a predicted model, not a curated record. Lineage: Eukaryota; Metazoa; Chordata; Actinopteri; Osteoglossiformes; Osteoglossidae. Gene Ontology annotation, biological process: phospholipid translocation. Gene Ontology annotation, cellular component: nucleus; cytosol; mitochondrial intermembrane space. The transcript is spliced from 2 exons. Gene Ontology annotation, molecular function: phosphatidic acid transfer activity. The coding region runs from base 113 to 337 and encodes 74 amino acids.
GUCGAGUGAGGCAAAUGACAACCACGUGGUAAAGCCAAGGCGUCGGGACGCAUUUUAAAAGAAAAAUUCUAGGAAUCGUAACGCUUCUAGGCAUUUCGUUUGUAUUUUGAGGAUGAAUAGUGUCGGAGAGGGCUGCACGGAGCUGAAAAGGGAAUAUGAUCAAUGCUUCAAUCGAUGGUUCGCGGAAAAAUUCUUAAAAGGUGACCGAAGCGGCGACCCAUGUACGGAGAUGUUCAAGAAGUAUCAGCUGUGCGUUCAGAAAGCCAUUAAAGACAAAGACAUCCCCAUUGACGGGGUGGAAUUCAUGGGACCUAACAAAGAGAAGCCAGAAAGCUGAAGGGGGGUGGAAGGUCACGCCGGAGCGGCGCACCUCGGUCACGUGGGCAGCGCGUGGGAGGAGCGACUCUGUAGCCGUCGUUCUCCAGUCCUCGAGGACGCCAAAGAGACUAAAAGAUCUGAUACUUUCUCCCAAUUUUUUUUUUUUUUCUUUUUUCUAAAAAAGUGUCACCUGCAAAAUGGAGAUGGUUUGGCUGUUGUCUUUACCGCCGAGGUUUCAUCAUGAGCUGUACAGUAGAGCACAGGCCGGCGUACAUCUGUCCCCCGAUAUUCAAGCAAACCAAAUGCGAGCCCCCACCACAAAUAUUUGGUCAUGUUUUCUUGUCCCCCCCCCCCCAACAUGACAAGUUGUUAGGCCGCUGGAGAGGAGGACGUCAUCUACAAGACCUAAACCUUGGGGCGGACAGUGCGAGAUUCCUCGGGACAAGUGACCUCAAUCCUUGAAUGUAAUGAUCUCUACAGUGGUGGAAGAAGCGCGUUUAUGAACGUUAUGCCUGUUGUCUGUGUCCAUCUUUAAUGUCUUCCGCUUAUUUUAUCUUCGUACAGACUGGGUACGUGCGACUGGGUGGACUGUGUUAAAAGAAAGGUUCACUUGUUAACAUUUGGGUCCUGUAUGACAUAAAUGUUUUGAUGCCGAAUGGAUUUCUGUGAAGCCUUGGAAUGGCUUAUUAAACAUCGUUUUUAAAUACGAGAGAUGGAGAUUAAAUCUGAAGCAGUAAAACAGGCUAAAGGGUCAUAAAGACCCCCCCCAGAUAAUAGUUUUACUGUGUUAAAUUUGAUUUGUAUUUAUCUAUUAAUGGUGUUCUGUUGUUAAUUAAUGAUUAAUUUGACUUCUUUGUGUGCAGCACCUGAAUGUCAC